Loa loa (African eye worm) is the source of this 366-nucleotide messenger RNA. RefSeq lists its product as hypothetical. Bases 1 to 366 code for a protein of 121 amino acids. The transcript has 4 exons. NCBI's taxonomy places the organism in Eukaryota, Metazoa, Nematoda, Chromadorea, Rhabditida, Onchocercidae. The record is from RefSeq and is a predicted model, not a curated record.
AUGGAAACUCAAAUAUCUUAUCGAUUGAUUUUUUUAUUAGUAAAUAGAAAUCCUAUAUAUAUACACAUAAUAAGAACAAAUGUGUUUCAUGAUCUCAACAAAAUAUUGUCAUGCGUCAAGCUCAUAAAGCUUGACAGCAUCCAUUCCUAUGGCCAAUAUAACUUUGCCACAACGCAAUUGUAUGGACUGGUUGACUGGUCAGAAUGGAUAGCUUCUAGAGCGAAGGUUAACAUGCAUCAGAUCGAAGAAGGCAACACAUUGGCAUCAUCAACUGUGGUGAAAGGUAUGCUACCGCGAACCAGUCAACCGAUAUAUGACCCCAUCAAAGGAAUUUACAUUUGCAACUGUAAUAUCUGCUAUCAAUAA